Quercus robur (English oak) is the source of this 2059-nucleotide messenger RNA. Its product is annotated as 8-amino-7-oxononanoate synthase-like. NCBI's taxonomy places the organism in Eukaryota, Viridiplantae, Streptophyta, Magnoliopsida, Fagales, Fagaceae. Gene Ontology annotation, molecular function: pyridoxal phosphate binding. The record is from RefSeq and is a predicted model, not a curated record. Gene Ontology annotation, biological process: biosynthetic process. The coding region runs from base 475 to 1929 and encodes 484 amino acids. The transcript is spliced from 11 exons.
GUCUCAAAGAUAGCAAAUUUUCAUUUGUGUCUCUAAGACAUUAAAGUUUUUUAGAGUCCUUAGUUGUUCAGUGUUCACCGCAUAAUCCCCAACAUCAAUUCCAUAUUGGGGGGUGGUGGGUGAGAUAUGGCAAUUGGGAUGUGGUGGGUGAGAUUUGGCAAUUAUGGAAUGACAAUGAGGAUUUCUAUUGCUCUCGGCGUGUGCUAUUGGUUAUAGUGGCUGGUAGGAUUUCUUUGAAAAACAAAGAUUUUGUCAUCUUUCAUGCAUCAUUUACCAAAAGCAAACAGUCUUCUGUCAUUAUCAUGCAUCAUUUCCCAGCCAAAUAUGGCUAUCUUGGCCAUAACCUCUCCCAAGUCCCACCAAGAAGUGAACUACUCUCCGACUAGGCAGUUAGCCAAGCCAACUACCCACGUCUCUUAUAACUACCCCAGAGGAUAGUUAUGGACAUCUCUCACUCUCACUCUCACUCUGUUAAUGGAAACAAUGAAUUUGUGGGACAGCUUGGUUGAAGAGGCACUAGCAAAGCUCGAAUCUCUGAAACUCGUGCGGCAUCUGAGACCCAUUCACCUCCCCAGUGACCAACAACCAAAACCCAUUGAAAAUGAACCUCAAAGCAACUCAAUAUCAGACCAAGAAGAAGCAGGAAAAGAAGUCUUCCAGAUGUUCGAUGAAAUGCAGCAGUGGGAACGGUCCUCUGUGGAGGUCCACAUUGCAGAAGAAACGUUUCAAAGCUGGGUCUGUGAAAUUUCCACUACUGGAGAAGAAGUAACUGCUAAUGAAGAGGAGUCCCAUCCUCAGCAGUUCAAAAAGCUAAUUUUGUUCUGUGGAAAUGAUUAUUUGGGCUUGAGCUCACAUCCAACCAUUAAAAGGGCUGCUUCGAAGGCAGCCCAAGAACAUGGAAUGGGCCCAAGGGGUUCUGCUCUAGCUUGUGGCUAUACUAAUUACCAUAGGCUACUUGAAUCAUGCUUGGCAGAUCUAAAGAAGAAAGAGGAUUGCCUCCUUUGCCCAACAGGGUAUGCAGCCAACAUGGCCUUGAUGGUAUCAAUAGGAAGUAUUGCCUCCCUCUUGGUUGUAGGUAGUAAACCUUCAGAGGAGGACAGGAUUGCCAUAUUUUCUGAUGCCCUGAAUCAUUCAUCAAUUAUAGAUGGUAUUUGUCUGGCUGAGCGCCAACAAAGUGUGGAAGUGUUCAUUUAUCGACAUUGUGACAUGUCUCACCUUAAUGCACUAUUAUUGAAAUGCAAAAUGAAGAAGAAAGUCGUUGUAACUGAUGGUUUGUUUAGUAUGGAUGGGGACUUUGCACCAAUGGUCGAAAUUGUGAAGCUUCGCAAGAAGCAUCAGUUUUUGUUGGUUGUUGAUGAUGCUCAUGGAACUUUUGUUUGUGGCGAAAAUGGGGGUGGAGUAGCUGAGAAGUUCAAUUGUGAAAAAGAGGUUGACAUAUGCAUUGGUACUUUGAGUAAGGCCACAGGCUGCUAUGGUGGAUUCAUAGCAUGCAGCAAAAGUUGGAAGCUAAUCAUACAAUCAAGGGGUCGCUCCUUUAUAUUUUCCACUGCAAUGCCGGUCCCCGAUGUUGUAGCCGCCCAUGCUGCUGUUACUGUGGCAAAAAAGGAAACAUGGCGUAGAAGGGAAAUUUGGAAGAGGGUACAAGACUUUCGUGUUCUUACUGGAAUCCCCAUCUCAAGUCCAAUAAUAUCUCUUAUUGUAGGGAGUGAAGAGAAGGCCCUGCUAGCUAGCCAGCAUUUGUUGACAUCUGGUUUCUAUGUAAUUCCAAUCGGACCCCCAGCAGUGCCUCCGAACUCAUGCAGGCUCAGGGUGACUCUCAGUGCAGUGCACACAAUGGAGGAUCUGAAGAAGCUUACCACGACACUCUCGCAGUGCAUUAAUUUCAAAGAUGUUGACAUUCAAAUCUCAAAUAAAAUUGCAAAGCUGUAGUGUUUGGAUUCUUUUUCUCCCCUCCUGGAUUGCAUUAAUUCAUUUCUGCAAUAUGGAUUGGAAUGUUUGAAGUUUACUAUAUUAAAACAGUGAUGAUUAAGAUACUUAUGGGGCAGCUUAAGCCAGACAA